AUGGCAACCGCCGCAGAUGUCGUCUACAUGGCCGAACCACCCAUCUGUGAGGCUCGAUUUGCAGCUAAGACAGUGGGCAUCGUUAUGAGAGCUGCAGGGGUCUCGACGACUGUCAUUUCCUUAUUGGCUGUUUUCCUUCGAAUAUUUACCAGACUACAUGUUGAUGAUUACCUACUAAGUAUUUGGAAACCAGACUUGAUUAUCACUUCAAUGGUCAUGAGCAUUGCCUUCUUGGAUACAGGAAUGAAAGUGAUCGAUCUUGGCGUUGCAUCGCAUUUCUGGCAGGUGACUUAUGCCGAUUAUAACCCCGGUUCUCUCAUUUACGGCACAUGUACCACCGUGACGUAUUCUCUUAGUGUUGUACUGUCGAAACUCUCCCUCUUGUUCCUCUACCUGCAGUCGUCUCCCGAUCGAAGCUUUCGAAUCAUCGUCAAAAGUCUCAUCGGAAGUGUCAUCGCUUAUUCUAUGGCCCAUCAACUGCUGAGCAUCUUUGGAUGUCGCCCUAUCUACGCAUCAUGUGACGCAGAGGCACUGCAGACUGCCCGCUGCGUCGACAAAGAGACUAUUUAUAUGAUCCUCAGCAUCGCAAACAUCAUUAUGGACGUCGUCAUACUUCUGCUUCCGCUGGAAAUUGUCAUUCCACUUAAAAUGGCUCGAAGGCAGAAGGUUUCUGUCAUAUUAUUGUUCGCCACUGUCCUAACUGCUCGUAGUGUUUGUGCAUCGGCGAUCAAACGGAUGAUCAUCCUUCCAUCACUGUUGAAGAGUGCUGGUUACAGCUGGGAUGUAGCCGAACAAUUCAACUGGUCCUUCCUCGAGGCGAAUGCCGGCAUUGUGUGCGCCUCGGUCCCUGGGUUGAAGCCUUUCUUUGUCCGAUAUCUGCCAAGCUUCAUUUCUUCACAUAUCACCGGAUCUGCUGACAAGAGCGGAAAGAAGUCAUUGCCAUACUCCACUGUCAUCGAGAAUAACAGAAAAAGACACAACAUGCAGUCCGAGUCGUACGAAUUACAGUCACAUGAUGAUCUUCCAGAAGAGUUCGGGAAAAGCAAAAUGUAG
Messenger RNA from Colletotrichum paranaense, 1053 nucleotides. RefSeq lists its product as uncharacterized. The coding region runs from base 1 to 1053 and encodes 350 amino acids. The transcript has 5 exons. NCBI's taxonomy places the organism in Eukaryota, Fungi, Ascomycota, Sordariomycetes, Glomerellales, Glomerellaceae. The record is from RefSeq and is a predicted model, not a curated record.